Molecule: messenger RNA, 9510 nt
Organism: Zingiber officinale
Lineage: Eukaryota; Viridiplantae; Streptophyta; Magnoliopsida; Zingiberales; Zingiberaceae
Product: cysteine--tRNA ligase CPS1 homolog, chloroplastic/mitochondrial-like
Exons: 7
Coding region: 8141-9340 (399 amino acids)
Biological process (GO): cysteinyl-tRNA aminoacylation
Cellular component (GO): cytoplasm
Molecular function (GO): cysteine-tRNA ligase activity; ATP binding
Source: RefSeq, a predicted model, not a curated record
AAAAAAAGAAAGAAAAGAAGAAAAAAAAAAACAAAACAAUAACAGAAAAAGAAAAAAAAAAGAAAAAAAAAGAAGGAAAAAAAAUGAAAAAAAAAACUUUUCAUGAUGUGCUAUUUUUAUAUUCAUAUGGGGUAGAAUUUUUUGUUAGUGAUAAUCUUUAUUAUAGCGAUAUUGAGAUUUUAUUGCAUAUCAUUAUUGUAUUUUCAUUGAAAGGCUAUAGUAGAGAUUGUCCACAUGUUUAUUGGAUUUGUAGCUUGGUGCUUUGACAUGUUGUGCCAUUUUUAUUCAUUUGUGAUAGAAUUUUUGUGAGUGACAAUUUUUACUUUAGCGAUAUUAUGGUAUUAUUGCAUAUCAAGUGUAGAUUUUUAGUGUGAAAUGCUAGAGUAGGAGUUGUUCAUAUUUUUAUUGUAUUGGUGAAAGGUGAUAGAAUUUUUUGUGAGUAACAAUCUUUAUGGUAGCAAAAUUUGGAUUUUAUUGUAGAUCAUGAGUGGACAUUUAUUGAAAAGCUAUUGUAGAGAUUGUUCAAAUUUUUAUUGAGUUUUUAGAGCUAGCUUGGAAGUUAGAUGAGAUACUUUUUUGGGCAUUGUUCUAUUGAACUCAUCUAUGCAACAUUCCAUUAUGUCCAUGUCUUCCACCAAUAACUUGUUUUAUCUUCUUCACUUCUUCUCUUAUACUAUCAUUUGCUUGAUUCAUGUUUCCCUUAUGUUUCAAAUAAUGCCUUCAUUAUUUUAUUGUGCACUCUUAUGUAUGUAGUGGUGGAGAUUAGAAGAACAUCAAGCUUAUGGUAGUGCAUUUAUCAUGAGUAGCUUGAGUGAGCUCCACUAUUGCAUGUAUUGAGAGGAGAGCCACAAUCACUCGCUUUAGAGGGGAGUAAUUUGGGCCGUUGAUCGGGAUCAAAUAAUCCAAGGGCUCAUGUUAUUCUAAGUUGAAUCAAGAAGAGCCAAAUCCAAUCAAACCCAAUCCAAAAGCUUCAAUUCAAACCCAAUCUUAAAGCCCACUUUUAAAAGCCCAAUUCCACUCAUCUUAUUGGAUCCGGAUCUUCUCAUUAAUCCAAACCCAAAAUCCCAUUCCUUCCCAAACCCGAUCCACUAAGAAACUUCCCUUACCUCACGCACGGCACAGAAUCUCUCUUGGCUCGCGUUUUCCUCUUCCAGCGGCGGCUAGGGCACGCAGCCACCUCCCCUUCUUUCUUCUCUCCGGCCGGCGGCUUCUCCUCUUUCCUUCCUUGCCGCCGGCCGGUCCUCCACAUCCUUUCCCUCUUCCUAGCGUCUGCAUUGGCUAGGGCACGCGAGUCCGACACCCUUUCCUCUUUCUCCCAAUCGAAGACAACGAAGCCGACGGCGGCGAUUCCAGCGGAUCUGUAGCAGCGACGGUCAUUGAGCAUCACCGAAGAGGUUUCUCCGACGAGGUUCUCCAUCCCCUCGCAUUUCCUUCGAGUGAGUAUCUGCCCGACACGGUGAAGAAGGCAGAGACUUACCGACGGUGGCGAGUUCUGGGUUCUUCUCCGGCAUCUCUCCAUUCUCUGCUCCUUUGUAUCCCACAUCCAUCUUGCAUUCCAGUCGGGAUCUCUGCUGGACACGGUGGAGAAAGCAGUGGCAUCUCAACAAGGAUUCGAGUUUGGGUCUUUCCGAGCAUUCGUCACGUUCCUUGAUUUCCAGCCAGAGCUCCAAGCUUCACUGCCUGAAACGGUGAAGAAGGCAGCGAUUUAGGGUUCCAUCAGCAAAUAUUUCCCCUUCGCCGGAGAAUUUCCAGCCGGACUUCUUCCAAGCUCUGGUACCACACAAUUCAUAUCUGCCAGGCACGGUGAAGAAGGCAGCGUAGGGUUGACAGUCCUUGGAAGAUUUCCUUCAUUCAGCAGAUUUCUUCCGGAGAGGUGUCUUCAAGGAUUUUACGCUUCCACCGCCGUUGAUUGCAGUUCCGACCAGUAACGUCAGCUGUCCACCGGAUCCAGGAGUUUUCCGAGUGACAGCGGUCUUCUUCCUCGGUGAUUCUGUAGUGACAGACAGAAUACUUUAUUGUGUUUGAUUGUGGAGAAGUGGAUUGGUUAAUUAGGAUUUAUUUGUUGUUCUUUGUUUCAUUUUAUAGUUAAGUUCUUAUGCUUGUUUAAUGUGUAGUUGUUAGUUUAAUUUCGUGUUCGAUCUUCUUAUGAUGCAUGUUAAUUAGUUUUGGUACUUUGUUUAGUUCAUUAUGUAUGAUUGUUGAUCUUGUAUCAUAGCGUGACAAUAUGAUAUAAGUUUAGCUUUUAUGCAUAAUUAGGUUUCGUAUAAUUGUCUUUGAGUAUUGUUUUCUUUAUUAAUGUUUCUUGGAUCCUCAUAGUGUAGAGUGACACUGCAUUAUGAGUUUAUAUUUGUCGUUUAGUUAGGAUUUCUUUAUUUGCAUUAGGUGUAGAAAUUCCAAAACAAAACCUCAUUGUUCGAUUUUGUCUGAGAGCAAACGUCCUAUCAUUGUUUCCACGUGAGAGACGACCCGGUCCUCUACUAUACUAUCUUAGUGUAGGUUAAGGGGUUCGGUCGAGUAUAAAUGAAUUAAUUUGAUUUACGAGUGUGACAGAUUUGAUGAGGAUUUGAUGAGGAUUUGAUGAGGAUUUAGUGUAGGUUAAGGGGUUUGUUUAAUAUAAAUUUAUGGCCAGAGUGGAUUUGAUGAGGAUGUCAUCCACAUAAACUUCUAUAUUUUGCCCUAUUUGAUCCCGGAAGAUUUUAUCCAUCAUCCUUGGGUAGGUAGCUCCCGCAUUCCUCAAUCCAAAAGGCAUGACAGUAUAAUAGAAGGUAUCAUCUGCCAUGAUGAAGCUAACCUUCUCCUGAUUAUCCUGCGCCAAAGGGAUCUGGUGGUAUCCCUGGUAAGUGUCGAGCAUGCAAAUCCUUUCGCAUCCUGAAGUUGAGCCCACCAUCUCGUCGAUCUUGGGUAGUGGGUAGCAAUCCUCAGGGAUGGCGCGGUUGAGAUCUCGGAAGUCGAUGCAGACUCUCCACUUAUUGUUAGGUUUAGCUACUAGGACCACAUUAGAGAGCCAGGACAGAAAUUGUACCUCUCUAAUAUGACCUGCUUUCCUGAGCUGGUCCACCUUAGCUCGGAUGAUCUUAUUUUGCUCGGCCGAGAAGUUCCUCUUCUUCUGCUUGACCGGUCAAGAAUCAGGCAGAAGGUGUAAUCUGUGCUCAGCCACCUCGGGCUUGACCCUAUGUAGUUCUUCGGGGGACCAAGUGAAAAUGUCUCUAUUGCGAGUCAAGCACUAGACCAGGUCCAUUUUGACUUCGAUAGGCUGGUUGCUUGAUAUGCGGGUGAGGCUUUCCGAGCGAUCAGGAUAGAGCUGGACCUCCUCCCAAGGGAUAGACUCCUCUGCUAUAGGCAAAGGCUCCUCUUGAAUGACGUGGAUCUUGCCAUCCUAGGUUCGUUGAGCCUUGCGAGCCUCCACCUUUACCAUGUCAAUGUAACACCUAUGAGAGACCAAUUGCUCACCUCUAACUUCCCCAACCUGGUCUCCCACAGGGAAUUUGAUCUUCUGAUGAAAAGUGGAGACUACCGCCCGAAACUCAUGUAGUGUUGGUCUCCCUAGAAUGACAUUGUAUCAGGACGGAGAAUCCACCACGAUGAAGGUGCUCCUCCGCGUCCUCACCAAGGGCUCGCUACCCAAAUAUAUGGCUAGCUUAAUCUGGUCCAUGGGUCAUACUUCAUUGCCGGUGAAGCCAUACAAUGAAGUAGUCACAAACUGGAGUUUACUGGCGUCGAUUUGUAUGCCCUUGAAUGCACUCUUGAAUAACAUGUUGACAGAGCUUCCAAUAUCAAUGAAAACUCUAGCCACGCGACUGUUGGUGAUGACGACUUUGAUUAUUAGGGCAUCAUCAUGAGGAAGCUCCAGCCCCUCCAGGUGUUGCGGCCCAAAGUUGAUGAUGGACCCUGCAGCUUGCUCCUGACUGCAUCCUAUAGCGUGUAUCUCCAGGCGCUGUUCAUGAGACUUCUGAGCCCUAGCGGAGUCUCUAUUUGUGGGUCCUCCGGAGAUCAUACUAAUCUUGCAGAUGUCCGCAUUUCCCCUGUUCUCCUCUUCCGGGCUUUCCUUGACUCCUGGUUGCGACCGAGCUGCUGAUUUCCUUGUCCCACAUUAUCGAGCAAGGGUCUACCAGACUGACCUGCCAUGGGCUGUUGUUCGGCCAGCCUAGGAUCCUGACCGGGAGGGAAGGGUGGUCGAGCAUCCAUGGCAGAUGGAAGAGGUUGAGCUGGUGGUUGGGGUUACCUCUUCUCUGGCUUGUUGGCGGGAGUAUAUGCCUUGUCUGCCUUUCGCCGAGCCGCCUGAGUCUCCUCCACGUUGAUAUAGCUAGCGGCCUUCCCAAGCAUCUCGUCGAAGUUCUUCACGGGGUCUCGAGUCAGAUCUUGGAAGAACUCCCCCUCUAUUAAUCCAUCAGAGAAGUCGCUCAUCAAUAUUUCAGAGGUAGCAGAUGAGAAGUCCUGGGUCGUCUGGUUAAAGCGCUUGAUAUAACUUCGUAAGGGCUCGGCCUACCCUUGCUUAAGAGUGAAGAGACAAUGGUAUGUCUUCUGGUACUUCUUGCUGCUGGCGAAGAGGCACAAGAAGACAAUCUUAAAAUAAUGAAAACAGGUGAUGGACCCAUUCGGCAAUCCAUCGAAUCAUUUCUGUACCGAGCUAGAUAGAGUAUUUAAGAACACUCGGCACUUAAUAGCGUCGCUGUAUUGAUGUAACAGCGCAGUGUUCCAGAACUUGCAGAGAUGAUCCUCCGGAUCCUUACUAUCAUCUUACUCUCCAAUGGUCGGGGGCUUGUACCCCUUCGGUAGCUUCUUCUUCUCUAGUACCCUUAGAGAGAAGGGCACUUGCUCAUCGGGUUCCCCUCGGGACUCCUCUCUGAGGACUAUAGCUUUCCCCUUCUUUGAGUCCCUGGGAGGGGAGCUUUCCACCAUAGAGGCCUGAGGUUGCUCCUUCUUAUUAUAGCAGUCCGGGCUCUUAUGGUAGUAGUCUGGGACGGAUUCCUGAUAGAAGACCCGGGAGAACUCCUCGGGUUGUUUCCUCUUAGACCCCUAUCAGAAACAUGAGUUGGGUCCUAGGAAACUGCAGACAUCUUAUACAGUCGUGAAGCAGUGGUCUGUUUUUGGAAUCUGCUCAUCUCUUAGCUUCCUUGAACAGUUUAUACUACCCAGCCAUCAUGGUCACUUUGAUUCGUCGGGUAUCCUCCAUCUUCACGCUCCAGAACAAGUGAAGAAAGUUCCCAUAGACGGCGCCAAAUUGAUUCUGUUCGGAAUCUGAGUCAGAUGAAGGCCGGAUGAGCUGUUGUUGACGUUGAUGGAGGGGGGGGGGGGCGACUGAGACACCUUUCUCAUAUGCGCUUACAAUAAUGGACUCCCACAUGGUGCUGACGGACGACGAUGACUGAGCCGACGGUACCUGAGCUCUGCUCAUACUCAGACAAGCACAUGGGCGUUAGAGGUCAAAAACCAAGGAAAAAGUCCCCGGAGCAGGCCCUCCGACGGUCAAGUCAGGUACUUUUUCCCCAGAAGGACAGUGUACGAAGGAGAAAGAAAGUAGAAGACAAGUGCGAAUGUGCGAGAGAGCAUCCCUACGCAAGAGAGAAGACUUCCCAUUUUAUAUGACAGUAUGUACCUUCUAGAGCCUGACUGAUGUUAGAGAAUGUUGGGUGUCAGGACUUGUCGGGUGAUGGGGGACACACGACAUCCUCCUAUAGACUGAAGAAGGUUCCAUUCGUAGGUGACCGUAGACCAUUAGAAUAUUCCCUAAUAUUCAGCAGUUAUUCUCUGAUAAGCGGUUACGAUUCCCUGACUUUGUUGUCGUGUAACACCUCUUGCCCCGACCUUCUGGCCCGACCGAGAAUGAAUAGGGCAGCUAAGGUUGUUCUGUUGGGUAUAACACCUGACCUAAAUCUUGAGGGGCCGAGAGCUAUGGUGAGAUCAUCAAGGAGCAGACCGGGAGUUGACCGACCGGGAUUUAGCUCACUGAGAGAACCAGACCUGGAUAUAACCAAGGCGCAAUAACCUGAUCAGUUAGAUCCAGGUCAGAUAUUACCCCGACUGCUUCCCAUAUCUUGGACCCAGGUGCUUCAGAUUUUGGAUCUCGGACUGUGAUAACCCGACUAGGAAUCAAGUGGCUGACGUAAUCCCACGACCCUACUUAUCCUUUCCUAACCGCCAACUGCCACGCCCCCUUGACUUUUGACUGUCACGUCCCCUUAACUUCUGAUUCUUGACUUCUGACUGUCACGUUCCCUUAACUUCUAACUGCCACGUCCCCUUGACUUUUGACUGUUAUGACUUUAUCGGACCUCACCAUUAUGCACCGUAUCAAACAUGUUAGUUGGAACUACAUAAAAUUGACUACAUAGAUCUCUCUCCAUUAAAGUAUAUGCAAGACAAUAUUUAUUAUUAGUAAUAUCCAAAUAUCUUAAAUCAAACAUAUUAUCUUAAUUGUAGUUUUCUUUGGUCACCCUCUACCACUCACCUUCAACUCUAAUCAAUUCAACUAACUUAAUUAUAGAAUUGAUUGCUUGUCUACAAACAAUUAUUACCAUUUCAUUCAAUUUUAUCUGAUUCAUCAUCUGUCUAAGCACUUAAUUACUUACCUGAUAAUAAUAUUUUUGAUUUUUUUUAUAACCUCACACAUCCAUCUUUACCCUCCACCUUUAAUUCUCGAUGUAAAUUGUAAUUUUUUUUUUUCUUUUAGCAGGUUUAGUCAUUAAUGCAUCUCACUUAUCAAUUAUACUUCCAAAUUAUAAUUUAUUGGCCACUGUCCUUAUAUACCAGAACUGACAAGCAACGAUCUCAAUUAAAGUGAAGUCAGUUAGACAAAUCUUAUUCUAGCAUUAUACUCUAAUUGUAUUAGAUAGAGUUCUCUUUUAUCUCCUCUUCCUUGCACACCUUCAAUCCUAAUUAUAUUGAUUGAACUUGCUGGUAUUUCAUAUCAGCAUAUUUUACAAUUUUAUCAUCGAUUAGAGUUGCACUUAAUUGCUAUUGGACACAUUUAUCUUGUCUUGUAAUUCACAAAUUCAUCUUAGCAUAGUUUAUCUUUGUUGCAUUGACUUUAUGUUUGCAUUUUUCUUAAGCACCCUCACCCGUAAAGUAUGGUUAGCGAUACAAUUUAUGCAUUUAGCUAAGGUGCAGUUGACAAAUGCACAAGACUUUAGAAACUCAUCUCCAUUUUGACUGCUUAAUUUGUAUCUGUAAUCAAAAUAUCAAAAUAUCAAAAAAAAAUUAAUUGCAAGGGUUCCUUUCCUAAUCAAUUAAUUUUAUCCACAUUUUUAUCAUUAUACUGAUGAUAAAAAUCACAAAUUCCUUCACGAAACAUGAUUUUUAGGAAUUGCCUAUUUAACUAGGAACAAUGCAUGCACUCCUUCCAAUCAAAGGAGUAAAUCCUCCUAAGUUACAUAAAGUAGCAACAUAUACAACAAUACCGCUCAAUUAUUCUAUGGUCAUAAUAUAUACUCAAUGCUAAAGUUAACUCUUCCUCGUUGUCAUUCUCUCUUUUGCUCUUAUCUUCCUCUUGUUUUCUCUUCCCUCUUCUUCCUCGCAUUCACCACCAAACUGAGAACGUGAAGACUGCACUGGUACUACCAUGGCCACUAACAUCAUUUAAUGAUCCUCAAUUCCUGUUUCUACCAGAUAUGGAAAAUAUGUGGAAUAAUAUAAGAAUGUUUUCUCUCAAACAUGUCAUUCCAUGGAAUUCAAAUAACUAAAGGUUAGCAACUAUAUCUUACACUAAAUCACUCUAUAACAUGCCAUCUCCUCGAUUGCAAAAGAAGAAUCCUCAGCAUCUCCUUGUGCAUUGCUCUGCCAAAGCUCUGUGCUAUCCUCUCUUGGUUAUGGUUGUCGAAAAUGGGAGACAAACUGUAUCUUCGCUCUUGGUCUCUCUCCCUCCUCGCUUGGCCUCUGGUGGCACACUGUACACUAACACAUGAAGGAAAAAAAGCUAAGACCUUUCCUUCACAGUACUGUUGAUUUAAAUCAUGAUGGCAGGGAUAAACAUGGAGCCUCCUAAUUCAAUAAUAGAAUUUAAUCUCCAUAAAUAGUUGGGAUAAACAUGGUUGAUUAUGCUCUUAUAAUUCAUAUAAAAAAAUUAACAUCCAAAAAUUAUUUUACGUAGUAACUAAAAAUUCUUUUACUGGUCAGUUCCUAUUACAAGUUUGUUGAUUUGCAAAUGUGCAUUAUGAACUUAAUUGUUCAUCAAAGGACAUUGUUCCGACGAAUUUCGCUAGCUUUGAUAUUUCUGGCCUAUCUUUCCAACAGAUUCUUGAUAACGGUUAUGCCUACAGACUUGAAGGGGAUGUGUAUUUUUCUGUUGACAAAUUCCCUGCUUGGUCGACUAUCUGGACGGAAAUUAGAAGAUAAUCGAUCGGGAGAAAGGGUUGCUGUGGAUUCGAGAAGGAUAAAUCCUGCUGACUUUGCUCUAUGGAAGUCUUCCAAGGAUGGCGAACCAUAUUGGGAGAGCCCGUGGGGACCAGGAAGGCCAGGAUGGCACAUAGAAUGCAGCGCGAUGAGUUCGACAUAUCUUGGUUAUAUGUUCGACAUACAUGGUGGAGGGAUGGACCUUGUGUUUCCCCACCACGAGAACGAAAUUGCCCAGAGCUGUGCUGCUUGUAGCAAGAGCAGCAUAGCCUAUUCGGUACACAAUGGAUUUGUCACUGUAAAUGAGGAAAAAAUGUCUAAGUCACUGAAAAAUUUCUUCACCAUUCGCGAGGUCUUAGAGCUUUACCACCCAUUGGCUUUGAGGUUCUUCCUAAUUGGUACUCAUUACCGGUCUCCAAUUAACUACUCGACAGCACAUCUUGAUGUUGCUUCUGAUCGACUGUAUUAUAUCUAUCAAAGCCUUCUGGAUUGUGAAGAAGCUUUACACCAGCAAGCCCGUCUUAGUGAUUCUCUACCACCAGAAACUCUUCAAUGCAUCGAUAAACUUCAUCUUGAUUUUGAGAGUUCAAUGUCAGAUGAUCUGCACACUCCUGUCGCAUUGGCUUCGAUCUCUGAACCUCUUAGAAUAAUCAAUGAGCUUCUGCACACAAAGAAGGGUAGGAAGCAAGAACUGAGAAUGGAGUCUCUUUCUGCUCUGCAAAAGGGAAUCAGUAAUAUUUUGAGUGUUCUUGGAUUAGUUCCUUCAAAUUUUUCUGAGAUAUUACAAGAGCUGAGGGAGAAGGCUCUGAAAAGAGCAGAAAUCACAGAAGAUGAACUGCUGCAAAAGAUUGAAGAAAGGACAUCGGCGAGGAAAAAUAAGCAAUACGAGAGAUCCGAUGAGAUCAGGAAAGAGCUAUCUACCAUCGGAAUCGCUCUCAUGGAUAGCCCCGAUGGAACAAGUUGGAGGCCUACCGUCCCACAAAGUGUCGAGGAGCAUGCGAAUGUAACAUGAUUGCAUUCUUUUCUCAGGCAUUCACCGAAGUAGCUUCUUUUUUGUUUUUUUUCCUGCUCUCAGAACUGGCCAAUUAAACAUAGAAAUGUAAUUCUUUUUUGAAGUUAUUGUUUCAUGUAUCCAAACACCAUAAAACAUGAAUAAUUUGACUCAAGAAACCACCUUCCUUA